GGCGGCGGUGGCGGCGGCGGUAAAAUGUCAGUGCCGGGACCUUACCAGGCAGCUGCGGGGCCUUCCUCUAUGCCUACUGCACCCCCGUCCUAUGAAGAGACAGUGGGUGUAAACACUUACUACCCAACGCCUCCAGCUCCCGUGCCCGGGCCGGCCACGGGGCUCAUCACAGGCCCAGACGGGAAGGGCAUGAACCCGCCUUCGUAUUAUACCCAGCCAGUGCCAGUCCCCAACGCCAACGCAACCCCUGUUGUCCAUUCUCCCCCGCCAGUUGCUGUGCAGACAGUGUACGUGCAGCAGCCCGUCUCCUUCUACGACCGCCCCGUACAGAUGUGCUGUCCUUCCUGCAGCAAGAUGAUCGUGACCCAGCUGUCCUACAAUGCCGGUGCCCUCACCUGGCUCUCCUGUGGGAGCCUCUGUCUACUGGGGUGCAUAGCCGGCUGCUGUUUCAUCCCGUUCUGCGUGGACGCCCUGCAGGACGUGGACCAUUACUGCCCCAACUGCAAAGCUCUCCUGGGCACCUACAAACGCUUGUAGGGCUCCACCGGCUGUGGGAGAGAUGCGUGUCACCGGAAGUCACCUGACCCUUGCCACGCCUGCCCCAGGAGAGGCUCCGCUCCGGAAUCUCACCUCUCCAUGGUCUCCACCUCCUUGUCUUCUUUUGGGGGAAACAAAAUGUCACAAAAGUUACAAGCCUCCAAACCCCCCAAAAUUGCUGCUUGGAGUUGUGCACGGGACAUGCAAAGACAUUGACCUUGAGUGUUGGUUCAAGAGUUUUCCUGUCUACCUAAGUCGCCCUAACUAACUGUAAUUGCUGCCCCCUUUGCAUAUCCUGGGGUUCACCACUGGCUGGGCUCCUCUUCUGCUCAGUGGGCCUUUCCGGUGGUGGUCUCAAACCUAGAAGCCACAGUUUGCCUUAUUUUUGAGACUUCUGCCCCAACCGUGGCAGAACCAGUCUUUUAGCACCUGUGAUUUUUUUUUUUUUUCCACCUUUCCCUAUCUGUGAAGACAAAUAAUUCUUGCCUUAAAGACUUUAUAUGGGCUUGGCUCUUAGAUUCUGUAACUGCAGACGUUAGCGCUCACACUCACUUUAAUUUCUUAAUUUUUUAAGUGAAUGGAAGGGUUGUUGACGCCCACCAGGCACGUAUCUAUGAGGUCAUACAUGCAGAAUAAAAGAAAACCCGGGGCCGAGUUUAACCACUGUCGUUUGCGGUCCAGCAACACAGUAAUAAUGAAGGGAUCCCCCACCCCCGUGCCGUUAUUGCGUUCAGUUGUCAGCUUUUCUCGGCCUUACACAUCUAUGAAUAGUGUAAUUUUGUUUUUUUAAGAUGGAAUCUCAUUUUGUGGUUCAGGCAGGCCUGGAACUCCUGGACUCAAGUGAUCCUCCUGCUGCAGCCUCCCAAAUAGCUGGGACUUCAAGUGUAUGUGUCUGCACCCAGCUCUUUCCUUUUUCUUUGACAGAAAAAGAAUGGGGACCUCCCAUCCACUGCCUGUACCAUGUCUAUGUGGGGACCCUUUGGGGUUCCUAGUGGUGUGAACAGGGAUGCCUGUGUGGAUCCCUGCCAUGGCGCCUCUGAGAACUUGAGCAUCAGAACUGCCUAAAGAGCACUGAGGUCUAAUUUCUCUCUUUUCAGCAAUAGAGUUUGUGGUAUCAGACCCAUCAGAGGGUGCCAACAGCAAACCCAGAGCUUUUUCUAGGUUGACCCCUGUGUCCUCUUUAAAAUGGACACAGAGCCUGCCCCCCUUUCGGAAGGCCCUGAUUCCGUACUAAACCCACACCAGGGAGUUCUGUGAAUCAGUGUGAAGUCAGACUUGGACCUUGAACAAAAGUCCAUAUAUGGGUCGCGAGGAAAGUCGCCCUGUUGACGCAGCCCUUCACGCGUUAUUCUGGAAGUGUUAGCAGUUACGAUUUUGGCAGUGAAUUAUGGAUACCCACGUCUCACUUUGGUGUUAUCUGCUUUUAAACAAAUAAAGCUUGGGGUUCACUCGGUGAACUCUUUAUCAAUUCA
Messenger RNA from Jaculus jaculus (lesser Egyptian jerboa), 2009 nucleotides. It is a transcript of the gene Litaf, whose product is annotated as lipopolysaccharide induced TNF factor. Gene Ontology annotation, biological process: regulation of cytokine production. The transcript has 4 exons. Bases 25 to 537 code for a protein of 170 amino acids. Lineage: Eukaryota; Metazoa; Chordata; Mammalia; Rodentia; Dipodidae. Gene Ontology annotation, molecular function: zinc ion binding. The record is from RefSeq and is a predicted model, not a curated record.